Messenger RNA from Pseudopipra pipra, 4520 nucleotides. Its product is annotated as dysferlin-like. Gene Ontology annotation, cellular component: membrane; T-tubule; cytoplasmic vesicle. The record is from RefSeq and is a predicted model, not a curated record. Gene Ontology annotation, biological process: macrophage activation involved in immune response; monocyte activation involved in immune response; plasma membrane repair. Lineage: Eukaryota; Metazoa; Chordata; Aves; Passeriformes; Pipridae.
GGGGUGGGAUCGGGAUCGUUCCCGCUCCCGGCUCCAGCCCGGCCAUGCUGCGGGUGCUGCUCCAGCGGGCCUCCCACCUCCCGAGCCUGGAAAAGCGGGAGAGGCAGAGCGAUCCCGUGGCCAGCCUGACCUUCCGAGGAGUGAAGAAGAGGACAAAGGUCAUCAAGAACAACGUCAAUCCCGUCUGGAAUGAGGGAUUCGAGUGGGAUCUCAAGGGGGUUCCCCUGGAUGCUGGAGCCGAGCUCACCGUGGUGGUCAAGGACCACGAGACCGUGGGCAGGAACAGGUUCCUGGGGGAGUGCCGGGUGCCCCUCCGGGAUGUCCUGGGCACCCCCAGCCUGGCGGCCUCGUUCAACCUCCCGCUGCUGGACACGCGCAGGGAGGGCACCGGGGCGUUCCUGCUGCUCCAGGUGUCCUACCUGCCCCCCCCGGGGGCCAUCCCGCUCUUCCCACCCACGGCCCCUCCGGAGCCGGCCCCGGCUGCGGCCGAGCUGGACACGGGCACUGAGGCGGCCGAGGAGGAGGAGCCGGAGGAUCCCGGGGUGACGGGGGACGAGGCGGAGCCGUCGUCGUCCUCGGGCCCCCCCGGCUCGGAGCCCCCCCCGCCCCACAGACCCCAAACCCAGCCCAGCCUGCGGGGCAGGAGGGGCAGGAGCAGUCCCAAAAAACCCCUGGCCAACAAACCCCAGGACUUCCAGAUCCGGGUGCGGGUGAUCGAGGCCCGGCAGCUCCCCGGGAUCAACAUCCGGCCCGUGGUGAAGGUGACGGCGGCCGGACACACCAAGAGGACCCGGAUCCGCAAGGGGAACAGCCCCUCCUUCGACGAGACCUUCUUCUUCAACGUCUUCGAGUCGCCCUCGGAGCUGUUCGACACGCCCGUCUUCAUCACCGUGGUGGAUUCCCGAUCUUUCCGCCCGGACUCGGUGAUCGGGGAGUUCCGGAUGGACGUGGAGACCGUUUACUCCGAGCCAAAACACGCUUUCCUCAGGAAGUGGCUCCUGCUCUCCGACCCAGAGGAUCUUUCCGCGGGGGCCAAGGGCUACCUGAAGGUCAGCGUCCUCGUGCUGGGGCCUGGGGACGAAGCUCCCCUGGAGAAGAAGGAGGUGUCCGAGGACAAGGAGGACAUCGAGGCCAACCUGCUGCGCCCCACCGGGGUCACCCUGCGGGGGGCCCAGUUCUGCCUCAGGAUCUUCAAAGCCGAGGAUUUGCCCCAGAUGGACGACGCCGUCGUGGACAACGUCCGGCAGAUCUUCGGCUUCGAGAGCAACAAGAAGAACCUGGUGGAUCCCUUCGUGGAGGUCACCUUUGCCGGCAGGACGCUCUACUCCAGGAUCCUGGAGAAAAACGCCAACCCCCAGUGGAACCAGUGCCUGACCCUGCCGGCCAUGUUCCCUUCCAUGUGUGAGCGGAUGCGGAUCCGUGUGACCGACUGGGACCGCCUGACCCACAACGACGUCGUGGGCACAACCUUCCUGGCCAUGUCCAAGAUCUCGGCCCCCGGCGGGGAGCUGGAGGAUGAGUUUCCUGCUCCCCCGAAGCCCCCAAAGGCCUCAGACCUGGAUGACGGGCUCGGAUUCCUGCCAACCUUCGGCCCCUGCUACAUCAACCUCUACGGGAGCCCCCGGGAAUUCACGGGAUUCCCCGACCCCUACGAGACCCUCAACCUGGGAAAGGGAGAGGGCGUUGCCUACCGUGGCAGGGUGCUGGUGGAGCUGGAGACCAAGCUGGUGGAGCACCUGGAGCAGAAGGUGGAGGAUAUUCCGGCGGAUGACGUCCUGAGGGUGGAGAAGUUCCUGCGCCGCCGGAAAUAUUCCCUGUUCGCCGCCUUCUACUCGGCCACGAUGCUGCCGGGCGUGGAGGCCGCGGCGCAGUUCGAGGUCAGCAUCGGCAACUACGGCAACAAGUUCGACACCACCUGCCUGCCCCUGGCCUCCACCACCCAGUACAGCAGGGCCGUCUUCGACGGCUGUCACUACUAUUACCUGCCCUGGGGCAACGUGAAGCCCGUGGUGGUCCUGUCGUCCUACUGGGAGGACAUCAGUGCCCGCACCGACGCCCAGAACCUGCUGCUCCACGUGGCACACAGGCUGGAAGCCAACCUGGCUCGUGUCCAGCUGGCCCUGCAGUCCCAGGUACCCCCGGCCGAGCUGGAGGCGCUGGGGGACCAACUGCUGGACGGGGUCAUCGCCGACUGCAGCCUGCAGCUGCCCCCGGUGCUGGGCAGACCCUGCAGCACGGCGCUGGACCAGCGGCUGUUCCGGCAGCGCAGCUCCCACCUGGAGCAGAUGGUGCAGGCGGCCCUGCGGCUCAAACACCGCGACAAAAGCCUGGGCACCAUCCUGGAGCAGGGGGAGGACUGGCUGGGCCGCCUCAGGGCCAUGGCACACGAGCCCCAGAACAGCCUCCCGGACAUCGUGAUCUGGCUGCUGCAGGGGGACAGACGCGUCGCCUACGCCCGCGUCCCCGCGCACCGCGUGCUCUUCUCCCGCAACAUCCCCGGCUGCUGCGGCGCCGACUGCGGCAGGCUCCAGACCAUCUUCCUCAAGUACCCGCAGGAGGAGGCUGCGGGGCCGCGGAUCCCGGCGCAGAUCCGGGUGCGGCUCUGGUUCGGCCUGGCCGUGGACGAGAAGGAGUUCAACCAGUUCGCCGAGGGAAAGCUCUCCGUGUUCGCCGAGACCUACGAGAACCAGACGAAGCUGGCGCUGGUGGGGAACUGGGGCACCACGGGCCUCACCUACCCCAAGUACUCGGACGUGACGGGCCGGAUCCGGCUGCCCAAGGACAGCUUCCGACCCUCCGCCGGCUGGGCCUGGGCCGGGGACUGGUUCGUCUGCCCCGAGAGGACGUUGCUCCAUGACGUGGAUGCAGGACACCUGAGCUUCGUGGAGGAGGUGUUUGAGAACCAGGUCCGGCUCCCCGGGGGGCAGUGGAUCCACAUGACCGACGCCUACACCGACGUGAACGGGGAGAAGGUCCUGCCCAAGGAGGAGAUCGAGUGUCCUCCGGGCUGGAAAUGGGAAGACCUGGAGUGGGACACGGAUCUCAACAGAGCUGUGGAUGAGAAAGGCUGGGAAUACGGGCUGACCAUCCCCCCGGAGCGCCGGCCCAAGGCCUGGGUGCCGGCGGAGAAGAUGUACCACACCAACCGGCGCCGGCGCUGGGUGCGGCUCCGCCGGCGCGACCUGGAGCACAUGGACACCUCCCGGAAGCCCAAGGCGGAGGAGCUGGACGGGGAAGGCUGGGAAUACGCGUCUCUGUUCGGCUGGCGCUUCCACCUGAAGCAGCGCCGCACCGACUCGUUCCGCCGGCGCCGCUGGAGGCGCAGGAUGGAGCCCCUGGAGCGAACCGGGGCCGCCGCCGUCUUCGCCCUGGAGGGGGCUCUGGGGGGGGUGACGGACGACAGGAGCGACGACGGGAGAGGAGCGGCCCCGCUGAGCCUGGGGGUCAACAGACCCACCAUCUCCUGCAUCUUCGACUGUGGGAACAGGUACCACCUGCGCUGUUACCUGUACCAGGCGCGGGAUCUGCUGCCCAUGGACAAGGACAGCUUCUCAGAUCCCUACGCCAUCGUGUCCUUCCUGCACCAGAGCCAGAAGUCCGUGGUGUUGAAGAACACCCUGAACCCCACGUGGGACCAGACCCUGAUCUUCUACGAGAUCGAGAUCUUCGGGACCCCCCCGGGCGAGGGCCAGGACCCCCCCAGCGUGGUGGUGGAGAUCUACGACCACGACACCUACGGAGCAGACGAGUUCAUGGGCCGCUGCAUCUGCCGGCCCAGCCUGGAGCGCUCGCCCCGCCUGGCCUGGCACCCCGUCACCAGGGGCAGCAGGAACGUGGGGGAGCUCCUGGCGGCCUUCGAGCUCAUCCAGAGGGAGAAGCCGGCUGUGCAUCACAUCCCCGGCUUCGAGAGUGAUUUGUCCUCCAGCCUGGACGAGCCGGAGGAUUCCGACCUUCCCUACCCGCCCCCGCAGCGGGAGCCCAACGUUUACAUGGUGCCCCAGGGCAUCAGACCCGUCCUGCAGCGCACGGCCAUCGAGAUCCUGGCCUGGGGGCUGAGGAACCUCAAGAGCUUCCAGCUGGCCAGCGUGACCUCGCCCAGCCUGCUGGUGGAGUGCGGGGGGCAGCUGGUGCAGUCCUGCGUCAUCAAGAACGUCAAGAAGAACCCCAACUUCGACGACUCCGUGCUCUACAUGGAAGUGGUGAGGGCCCCCGGGGGGGUGGGAUCACACAGGGCUGCUUGGGAAGGACCUGGGGGGCCCAGGAAAAUGCACCUUGUGGUGAAGGACCUCAGGGUCCCAUAAAAACACAUCUUGUGGUGAAGGAUUUGGGGGUCCCAUAAGAAUUAAUCUUGUGGUGAAGGACCUCAAAAUCCCAUAAAAAUGCACCUUGUGGUGAAGGACGUGGAGGUCCCAUAAAAAUUAAUCUUGUGGUGAAAGACCUCAAAGUCCCAUAAAAAUGCACCUUAUGGUGAAGGACCUCAAAGUUCCAUAGAAAUGAAUCUUGUGGAGAAGAACCUCAGA